UAUGAACACAAUUUAGGCAGAUUGGCCGGAAACGCGGACCAUUUGGGAACGCCUGACCGACAUACGUUUCCGCCCGACGGGAAACCCCGCGUGCUGCGUCUCACCCGAGUACAUAACACUAUCGCCGUUGCACGCUCGUUCCAUCUCUAUCGUUCACGCGCGCGCUCACCCGUCCCGUCCCCCCGAGCAUUUCGCAUGAAUGGGAACGCUUUUCGGAAGGAAGGACGGACACACACAAACCAUGAAUCAAUUACUUUUUUGAAUGAAACGUCGUUGAUGAAUUGGCGGCGGACGUGCACCGGGUUUACGCGAAAUGACGAUGGCCGAUGGGAAGCCGAACUUCAGGGUCGUGGAGAGACUAAAGAUCAAAAUCGGUGAGUGGUUUUCUCUCGUUUUUCGCGCAAUUCUUUUUGGGGCCAUCUUUUUUGGUUCCUCCUAUGUUUCCGCUGCUAUCCCCGUGUGGAGACCUCUCAUAUGCUCCUAUUAAUGAAGACCUGUUAACCCAAAUUUUUGCUGAACAAAAAUCAUGAAUGACCAGUAUUUUGUUUGUGUUUAGGUGAUGCUAAGAAUUUGGGCAAAGGACACUCGACACUUAGAGACGGACAUUGUACGAUUACACUUGAUCAAGAAGAAAUAUUCCGUACUGCCACUAUUGAAAAAGCAAUUGAGUGAGUACCAAAAAAACGUUUGUUUAAAAAAUUUUAAUGUUAUUUUGAAAAUUAAUAUUCAGUCGACAUGCCCUUGUAAUAGAAACCAUUGGUACACUGGGUCGUGUAGGAUUUAUUACAUUUAUAAUGUUUCCUUAUACUCUUUAUUAAUACUAAUUAUUUUGUUGAAAAUAGAAUCAUUUUGUAAUACCUAAUUAUGUUAUAUACUUUUAUAGUAGGUAGUAAGUAUAAUAUCAUAGUUUUAAUUGUUUAAUUAAUAAGAAACAUAUUUCAAUUUCUUAUUAACCAUUUAAAAACAUAUAAUUUAUCAAGAUAACUUAUAAAUUAUAUAGUAUACUUCAAUUGGGCUGAUUUAGUAUUAUAGUACCUAUCUUAAUUAUACUUAUAUUAUUUUGUCAUUAUUAAAAGUUUUAAUUGUAGAUUUACCUAGUAUUUCAUAAUGUGUUAAAUGAUAUAUAAUAUAUAUAUAUAUAUAUAUAUAAAUAUUAAUUUGUAGCCAUCUAUUUGUAUUUUAAAACAUGUUCUUAUAAUGUAUAAAUAACAAGUAUUUAAAAUUUUUAUCAAAAAAUAAAAGUACAAAUUUAUAAUUUAUAAACUUUACAUACUUGCUUGUUAUCUCAAAUUAAAAUAAUUAAACCAAUUGAUUUGAUUUAAAAUUUAAUUGGAUCAAUCUAUUCUGAACAAUAUUAUCAAUUACAGUGGUAUACUUGGGAGUAAUGAAGAUGAUAAAGGAGAUAAAUAACUUCCUAGGAAAUUUUUUUUUUCACUACGCAUUUUGCAAAAAUUACUAAUUUUCAUUAUUUCAUUUAUUACAGGAAAAUAAAAAUAAACUAAAAAAUAUUUAUCAAAUUAAUAGGUAAUGAAACAUAGCAAUCACAAUCUCUGUUAUUUUUUUAUUAAUUACCUGAAAUUGUCAAUUAUUUUUAUUAAAAAAUGUAUAUAGUUAUAUUCUAAAAACAAGUUAAGUCAUAAAACAUAUUUAUUUAUACAUACAUAUCAAAUAUUUUAUCUGAUAAUGAAUACUAAAAGUAUAUUACUUAAGUGAAAAACAUAAUCUUUUGUACAACUUGUCCUAAAUAAUAAUUUUAUAUAGGUACCUAUAUCAUUUUUUAUCUCAUUACAAAAAUGUAUAAUUUUUAUAUUACUUGGUUCAUUAAUAUUACCUUGAUUAUUACUUAUUAAAAUAAAAUACAUAAUAAUUAACCUUCCUUAAAAUCGGAGCUUUGUGGUAUAUAUUAAUUUAAAAAAAGAUAUUUAAUAGCCAUAGAUACUCUAUGAUUGUGUUCAUACGUAAUAAGUAUUAAUGGUUUGUUUAUAUUCUGAGUAAAUUUUAAACCUAAAAGAUUGUUCUUCUCUGAUUCAAACAAUGUUUGCAAUAUUACUGUAAUUUUUCGUUUCAAGAUCUAAAGAUGUUUUGGAACUAUAAUUCACAUUAUACAAUUUUGUAUUGAUUAUAUUGAACUUAAUAAUGUAACAUCAAUUCAGGAAUGCAUAAUAUCAUUCAAUCAAAUUUAUUUAUUGAACCAUUUGGGUUAAAACCCUUCUUAUUGGAAGAUUUAUUGAUUUAUAGAAUCAAUACGGUUAUUAGUAAAUUGGUUUAGUGAUCUAUUUAAUAAUAAUACAUACAUUCAAUAAUUUACUACGGAUCUAUUAAAUAUUUAACAAAUGUUUAUGCAACCUGGCCUUAGAAGUUAUUAUCUAAUGAAAUACAAUAUAACUUAAUUAUAAUCACGGUGUUUUAAUUUCAUACGUUUUUUUAUAUAUAUUUUACUAAUUUAAUUGAGGUUGUAAUUUAUGUUAAAAUAGUUUCUUCCAAGCAACAUUUUUCAUUUAUUAAAUAUACUUACAUAAAUAUUGGCAUUAAUUUUUAUUCAAAAUUUGAAACUUCAAUUAAAUUAUUAGUUCUGGCCUCUAUUGGAUAUUAUUUUUCAAAUUUUUUUAAAUAUUGAUAUGUGCCUCCGUGGUCAGACGAAAACAUAAAGUAUAAAAAUAAAAUUAAUAUUUAUCAGCAUUUUUAAUGUGUUGAAUAUUAAUUUUAUUUUAAAUACUCAACUUAAUAAUGUAAUAAUUUAAUAAUUUAUACCAAAUUUAACCAGAAUAUUUAAAUAUAUCGUAUAUUAUUCAAGUGUAUUAUAAUAGUAAGAAAAUUUAAACAUUUUAUACAUUUAUCAAAUCAUUAUCAUGUGGAAACCAAUUAUAGGAAACCAAAUUAUAUUUUGGUUUCCUAUAAAAGAAAUAUCAAAAUUCUAAUUUUUAAUGAUUAAAAUUUAAUAAGACAUGACUAUUAUUUUGAUCAAUAUAAUUUAAAAUAUUUUUUCAUUUGUAGAUUUGUAACUAAAAUUAAAAAUUCCUAUACAACUUUAUUUGAUAUUUUAUAAUAUUUUUGACAUUAAGUUUAAAAAACUAAAUAGUUUUAACUUUUAAUCUGGCAUGAAGUACAUAAAACACAUUCAUUGUCAUUGUUUAUACAAAAAUAACAUAAACAAUAAAAAAAAAAAAUCUGAAAAAUAAAACUUAAACAUAAUGAUAAUGUAAACUUAUUAUAAAGAUACUUAAUUUAUAGAUUGUGUAUAACAAAUAAAAAUUCCAUAAAAAAUACUGUAUACUAAUAUUAUAUGGUUAUUAUUAAAUUUUACUUUAACCAGCCUUGAUAUUAUGUAAACACAUUUGUAUUAGACUUUCAAUUUUUAGAUUUUGUGUGUACCAAAAAAUCAAUUGAUUUUAUCAUGAUACAAAGUUUUUUUUUCUACAUUUUUACAAUUCGAUCAGACAUUUUUUCUCUGAUCAUCAACAAAUAAAGUGGUUUCUGGUGACAAAUUUUAUUGGAGAGGUCAUUUUUUUUAUUUUUCUGCUUGUUUUGUCAAUGAUAUCAAUAGUACCGUAAUAUUUAUUAUUUAAGCAAUAACAAUUUUUGUUAUCUAUUUUUUUUUUGGAAUUUGUUGAAAAUGAUUGUCCUGAAAUUUUCACUGAUUAUUUAAGUACUUUCUAGACACGCACUAUUUUUAUACAUUCUAAUGUUUUUGAAUUACCUACUAUUUAUUGAAACCGUAUGAUUUUUUUUUUUAUUAUGUAAGUAUACAAUUUUGUAUCUAAAAAUUCACGAACAUUUUAAGCAAGGCUCAUCAUAAUAUGUUCUUGUAUUAAUAAAAAAUAAAUGAAAUAUCAUUAAGUGUUUAUAGUUUAGAUUUUUAUACAUUUUAAAAAUCUGAAACUUUUAUCAAAUAAAAUUAUUAAUAAUUUAUUUUACAUAAAUGUUUUAAAUUAAAACUUAUGUUAAAAUUUGUUUCAAAAUAAUUUAUCUGAAUAUUUUAAUUAAACUUUACUCAGAAUCAUAAUGAGUUUGAAUGAUUUUUUUUUCAUGCAAAUAUAAAUUAAUGUAUCUUAUAAUAUAUCCUAACUUCGUAUCAUAUAUUUUAUUGAUUGUAUAGAAAAAGUUUUAAAUGGGUACCUUUUUUAGAUACAAAUUUUGCUUCUAUAAAUAUAAUAAGUAACAGCUAAUACUUAUUUUGAUUGAACUUUGUAUAAAUUAAGUUUAAUUAAAAUUAUUUAGUUUUAAAUUCUGAGUGGAGCGAGGAAUGUAUUGGUUUUACAAUGAUGUUUAAUUUUUUUUUAUGUGAACACUUUCUAUCAGAAAGCAUACUUCAAUUAUCAAGUAUAGCACCUUUUCUAAAAGGAAAUGUUCCCUGAGUUACUUUAGAGAGGUCAUUUUUUGAAAUUCUUAUUAAUAUUUAAGAUAAUGAGGAAAACCUGGUUCUUUAAGAUAAAGAAGAUUGAAAGAUUAAAAAUAAGGUGGUGUCAUUGGCAACAGUUUUUAUUUAUUUUUUGUUAUUAUUAAGUUUUUAUUAUUUUAAUCUUGUUUAAACAAUUAUUGUUGUCAUGAAAACACACUAUACUUUAACAUGAUAUAUAUUAUUGACAAAGCAUCACUAUUAACUUAAUUUAGUUCAGAAUCGUUUUUUUGUUAGCUAUGAUUUAUCGUUGUUUACAAAUUUACAUUAAAUUCCCUUCUCUAUUUUACCCUCCAAGCUCCCCAUCUACAACAGUGGCUCGCGUACAAAGUUGUCCAUACUUCAUUGUUUUCAUUUUUUUUACCUAAUAAAUAGUUAUUACUAAGGUCUGGAUUUAUAUACAAAUGCACAUUCUACUACAAUUCAAGUAGAAUAAUUGUGAUUAAAAUUCUCAAAGUUUCAUUUUGUUGAGAUUCUAUGUUUAUUUAUUUUAUUUUUCUUUUGUAUUUUUUCGGGAUAGUUGCAUAAAUGUUGUAUAUUUUACAAUAUUAUUUAAAACCUGGUAUUUCCUAUAAAAACAUGACAUUUGAGCAUACAAAUGACUUUCCUAAAGGCUACAUCAUGCUGGUACUCAUCGUAUAUAAGAAUUUAAUGUAAAUAAUAUUAGUAAUUAUUUCAAACACAAUGCAAUAAAUCAUAAUUCAUGAAAUAAUUUUUUUCUAAUUUGUUUUAAUAAAUUUUUUUACAUAUUUAAACAAAUGUAUAUAAUCUAAAUAGGUUGUCUAAUAUUUUUACUAUAAAUCGUAUACUUUAGUCAUUUUGAAAAAAAAAAUGUUUAUUUUUGCAUGUACAUCUGGGCCCUAGUUAUCACUUAUUACUUUUUAACUAAAGACAAAUCUGGUAAUACGUAGUAUAAUACCCUGAUAAUGUUGAUUUCUAUGAUAAAGUCAUGCAUAUUUGAAUCUAAAAAAAAAUCAAAUAGGUAACAUAAUUUGUUUUUGAAAUAAACAACAAUAAUAAUAAAUAACCUAAAUAUUAUUUUCUUAGACGUGUAAUUUACAAAUAACAAUUUUUAUCGAUACCUAAUUGAACUAAAUAUUUAAAACCUUAAACAUCUAUAUUUAUUACUCAAUACCUGUUUUUUUUUUUUGUUUUUUUUUUAUUAUUAUUAUUAUUAUUAUUAACCAAACAAUUUAUUUGUUAAUAUUAUUUAUGAUAAUUAUAAUAGUAUAGUAUACUGGUAUACAGAUUGAUAGCUUCAUUGUCAAUACUUAUAUAAAUAUUCUUAUUUUGGAUAGUUAAAAAAGUUUUUCAAAUUUAUAAAUUAAUUAUUAAUCUACAUUUAAAUGAUUUAAUGUAUUAAAUAAAAUUACAUUGAUAAUAUGUUGAAAUACUCUAAUAUGUUCUAUAUCUAAAAUAACAUAGGUAGACAUUUUGAUUAAAUAAUUUAUAUAUCUACUUAGUUUUUCAAACUACCUAAAAUGAUUACUAACUAUUACUAUUUCUUUGGGUACUUAAAUUAUGUGUAUUUUAACCUAUAAUUAAAUAUUUUUACUCUCCUACAUUUUGAAAAUACUUUUUUCUUGGUUUGUUAAAAAUCAUUAUUCUUAUUUUCAUAAUAUAAUAGCACUAGUUACAAAUGUUAUACAUAAAAUAUUUUUUACUCUGCAUUCUAAGUUCAAACAUAAUAAUAUUACCUACCUAUGUUUAAUACUUUAUUCUCACCAUAUGGUAUAUGUUUAUUUUUUAACUUGGUAAACUAAUUCCCAUGGUCUCUCUUUAAUUAUGUAUUACUUAUUUAUUUUUGACCACUUAUUGUUAUAAUUAAUUUUUUUUUUUAGUCCAUUUUGGGGUGAAGAAUUUGAGUUUGAGAUACCUCGUCGUUUCCGUUACCUAGGUGUAUGUGUUUAUGAACGAGACAGGCCAUUAGGAAGAGUUACUGUUCGGCGGGACCAAUUAACAUCAUUUAAUGACAAGGAUCACUGGUUCCCUUUACGUCCACUGAAUGUUGAAUCUGAAGUACAGGUAUUUAAUGUUAUUCAUUAAAAUCUAAUAUAGAGUACACACCACUCACCUAACUAGUAUCUAUGAAUUAAUUACCUAAUGAUUAUGGAGUUUAGAUUUAUUGUAUUGAAAUAUGCUCCUUUUUUUAUGAAUUUGGAGGUGGGUCGGCAUUGUUUAUUGGGCGAAAAAAACAAUAAUAAUUAUUAAGAACAAAAUAGUUUAUGCCCUAAAGUAAAUUAAUAAAAGCUGCAUAGCUAAAUUUUAAAAUUAUAGUGAUAUCCAUAUUAUUAACAACAUAAUUCUAAUUUUAUUUUUCAACUUUGGGUAUAAAAAAAUCAUAGUUAUUUUUUUUUUUUGCAUUUUCUGUACUCUAGUUUAUCAUAUCUUUUUACUCCAUAAACUUAUUAUUAUAUAUAUGUAGUAUAUAACAAUAAACGGUUCAAUAAAAAUAAAACUUACUGGUUAAUACAAUUGUAUCAUAUCCGUGUAUCAUUUACACGUUUUGAAAUUUUUCAUGUACCACUUGGCUUAAUAAUUUUUUUUUUUUCACUUAUUCAAAAACAAAAUGUUAGGUAUAUGCUAUUUCAUACGUAUGGAACAUUUUAUUAUUGAACCUACAUAAUUAAGAGCAUUUAAUGCAUAUUAGUAAAAUUAAAUAUGUAUGUAUAGUUAUUAUUUGUAUUAUUAUUUAUGAAUUAAUGAACUACAUUAUAACUAAUUACUAUUUUUUUUCACUUAUCAAAAAAUUAAUUCACCUACGAGCUUUCCAUGUAUCACAGGUUAGAAACCUCUGAGUUAAUAUAUUCAUUUUCAUUUAUCAGUUAUUAUAUAUUAAAUAAUAUAUAUUUUGUAUACGGAAGUUGUAUAAACACUAAACAUGACAAAUUGAUUUAAAAUUUCAAUUCAUAACAUUUAAAUCUAUAAAUAUCAGGUAUUAUAAUUCUAACAAGUCAAUAAAGGAAAUUCAAUUUAAUGAGUUCAAUUUUAAAUUAAUGUCUCCCAGAAAAACAAAACAAAUGAUUUCAUUUUCAUAUCAUAAUACUGGAAAUCUUUUAAGAGUUCUUUAAAUGUGAAUUUCUUAUAUCCAACUUCCUCCCAUUAAUUUGUUUCUGUAUGAAAAUGUUCAGAUUUCUGAGUGCAGUAGAUUCGGUAGUUAAUUGCACAUAGAUAAUUUUAUUUUAUUUUUUAUGCAAUAUUAUCUAUAUUAUUUAUAAUAUAUAAUUUAAAAAUAUUUCCUAUGUCCGGACCAAAAUGAGUAGAUGACCAACUGUGCAGAAUUGAGGCAUUGCUCAAUAAUUUCUUCAAUUAGUAUUUAGGAGCAUACAUAAUUGUCACACCAUGUUCCAUUGAACCAUGUAAAAUUAGUUCUUUAUUGUGCAAGAUGUAUAAUACUAUUAGAUAUACAGCUAAAUCAAUUUCGAUUCAUCAAUGCAUUGAUAUAUUGAUUUUUAUAAUAUAUUUUAUAACUAAUAAUUUCUAAAAGUAAGGGAUUUUAAAAAAAAGUUACCGAUAAGGUACUAUCAAUCGAAAAAAUGUGUAACUUAUUGAGGUUUGUAUGAAAAAAAUGGAACCAUUUUUUUUUAACCGUAAAAGUAUUUUUUGAGAAAAAAAAGUACCACUGAUAUUUUUUAUAGCGGCCAACAUUCUAUGUUCUAUAGGUAUAUAAUUUUAAGACGAGUGGUACUAUCCUUAUUCUAUAUUGUAGUUAUUUGAGAGCCGUUUAUAUUUAUCACAUUCUAGUUGUUUCAAAGACGUGGUCGAAACCGUGAUUUUGAUACAUUUCUGCUGCCAUCAUAUCUAUCAAAAAUAAAAUAAAAAUUAUGGUAUCGAUAUUUCAGAUAAUAUCAUUAAUAUUUGCGCAAGUCUAUCUCCAGCAUGCUUGAUGGCCACAAUAUUUUCAUAGACUAGUCUCCUCAUUCUGGUGCACAUAAAUUUGCUGAAAUAUAUUACUUUUCAAUUAAUUAUAGCCCCCCAUUCUGGCGUGAGUUAAGUACAAAAAAAAAUAAUUUUAGACAUCUAUCUUAAACCCAAAGUACAAAGUACAAAUAACUUUCAUUCUACAAUUAUCCUUCAAUUUAUCCAUUCAUUAAAAUCGAGUAUAUGUAUCUGUCUAAUGCCUAUUUAUUGUUAUUACAAUAUGAUUUUCACUUCAGCAAAAUAUUAACUGUAUUUAUGUUAAAUAAUAUUAUGUUCACAAAUAUUUGUGCAUCCAAACAUAAUUUAAUUUUUUAGUUAAUGGAAUAUGAAUCAGAAAAACUGGUUGCAAAGAUAACGUGUACAUGUACCUGCAAUCAUUUUAUUAUAGAACUUAUAUACAGAAUAUCUAUUUUUAUGCUAAUUAAAAAUUGAACUUGCAGUCUGCUGGUUGCCUACCCCUGAUUUAAAGUAUAGAUAAACAUUUUACAAGUUGUAUUAUUAAUUGUAUAAUAAUUUUCAUUCCAUACUGUUUAUAGUUGUAUGUGCAUGAAUUAUUUCUGAUGUGUAUUAAUUACUUUCACCUAAAUGGAUACAAAAAUAAUUUGUUUUAAUAUAAAAUUAAAGUUUUUACAAAAUUGUGUUAUUUAGGGAAAAAUUCAUAUUGAAAUAGAAUUUUGUGAAAGCCGAGGUAGACUAAAUGUACGCUUAAAUGAAGCAUGUGAAUUAGCUAUUACAAAUGGAAAUUGUGAUCCAUUUGCUGAUGUUACUGUUCGAUAUACAAAUGAUAAAACAGAAACACAAAGGACGAAAGUCAAGAAAAAGACUAAUUCACCUGUAUUUGACGAAGCUUUUGCCUUCACUGUAAUUUUUAAUUUAAUUUAUUAAUUAUUUAUAAAAAGUGAACAAAUACUUUAUGUGUGUAUUUAUUGUAGCUUCCUGGUUUGGGUGGAAUUCCUAAACAGCAUUUAUCUGGUCAAUCUCCUACUGCUGAUUGGGCUGAGCUUAUAGUUACACUUUAUCAUGAAAUAUCCGGCAGCAAUACUGUAUUUUUGGGUCAAGUAAUCAUACCAUUACAAGGAAGACCUGUUAGUGCAUGGUUAGUAAAACUGCUAAUUUACUUUAAAAAUCAUUAUUAAUUUAUUUUUUUUUUUAUUUAGGUACUUUCUACAACCACGAAAUAGAAAAUCAAGUCUCAGGGAAGACCAAAGUAGUAAUUAUCCAAGUGUUGGGUCUUUGCGUUUAAAAAUUCACUAUACAGCUGAUCAUGUUCUACCAUCCCAUAAUUAUGAACGUCUUAAACAUUUACUAAUGAAUAGUCAUUCAGUUCAGGUGGGUUAUCUAAUAUAAUUUGAUUAGGAUAAUUUGUUAUAAUUAAUUAAUUAAAAUAAAUGUAAUAACGUAGCCGAUAACUGCUAGUACAGUUUACCUUUUGGGAGAAAUAAUUCCAAAUAAAAUAGAUUCUGCUCAACCUCUUGUACGUAUUUUGCUACACCAUGGGCAAAUUGUUCAGACAAUCAGAUCCCUUGCAAUUUGGGAAAUAUCAAAAGUUACGUAAGUUACUUAAUAAUAAUACAAAUUAAAAAUAAUAUAUUUCUUAAACUUUAAUUUAUUUUAGUGAUGCAAAUACAAUAUUUCGUGGUAACUCUAUGGUAUCUAAAAUGAUGGAUGAAUCUAUGCAUAUAUCUGGAAUGAGGUACUUACAUGAAACUUUAAGGCCACCAAUAGAGAGAUUACUGGCUGAAAGAAGGCCUUGUGAAAUUGAUCCAAAUAGAGUUAAAGAAUCCACAGUUAUUGAACAUAAUUUUGCUAACUUACAAGUGAAAAAUAAUUUUAUAUAAAAAUACCUAUAUUAUUGCAAAAGUUAAAAAUUAUUUUUUAACAUUGAAUUAUAAUUUUGGUUUUAGAUUUAUGUAGAAGAUGUAAUCAAAGCUAUUACUACAUCAGCUCUAAAAUGUCCAACUGUAAUGUGCCAAUUAUUCCAUACACUUAAAGAAGUAGCCAUAACAUUUUUUCCAGGUAAUUUGUGUUAUUCCUUAGUAGUAUAUUAUGAAUAAUUGUAAAUUUGUUUUAGAAAAUAAAGAAAUCAAGUAUUCUGUUGUGUCUGGAUUUAUAUUUUUAAGAUUUUUCGCACCAGCAAUAUUAGGACCCAGACUUUUUGAUCUCACAAAAGAACAAAUUGUAUGCUUUGAUUACUUUUAGGCUAUUACCAUUUUUGUCUUGAUUUUAUUAAUUAUAGAAUAUUGUUUUUUGUCAGGAUUCUCAAACAAACAGAACACUUACACUGGUAUCAAAAACUAUCCAAAGUUUAGGAAAUCUUGUUUGUUCAAGAUCAAAUUUUAAAGAAGAAUAUAUGCAGCGAAUGAUUCAAGCUGUUUAUACUGAACAAAAUAUUACUGCAGUUAGACAAGUAAAAACAUUUAUUAUAAUUAAUUAUUUUUCUAGUAUUCACAUAUUAUAUGUAUAGUUCUUAGAAAUUAUUUCUGCCUCUGCUGGUCCAGCACAAUGUACACAGGACACUCCUGUUACGCUCAAAGAAGGGUAAUUAUAUUAUAUUUUUUAUUUUAUUAAUAUUCAUAUAUUCUCCCAUUAUUGUUGAAUAAUGGUAAAAUAUAUUUUAGCUUUCUAAGGAAAAUUACUACAUGGUAAGUAAUGUGUAAAAUUAAAGAACUGAUGUAUAUAAUUUACAAAGUUAUUUGUUAAACUUAUUAUGCUCUAUUUCACAUUAUAUUUUCUUGAUUUAUUUGUAUUAUUAUUUAUACAGUAUGUAGCAGAAGUACUAAGACAUUAAGCAUGACAAUUAUCAUUUGUUAUAAAACCAUACCAACUUGUAAUAUAUAUAAUUGAACUAAACUAAUAAUUUAGUUAAGUUGUUUUGGUUUUGUAAUUUGAGCUAUUACAUUUAUUUAAUUAAUCUAUAUAAUAUUUCCCAUUUCAGAUUUUUCGGGUUUUUUUUUUUUUUUUUUAAUGAUAUUUUUAGUUUUGUAUUCUGGUGCAGAAUAUUUCCCUGAAUUUAAUGGUACCAAUAUUCAAGCACAUAAAAAUUGAUCUAAUAAAGAGUAUGUAAAAAUAUAACUUAAUUAUAUAUUGUUAUUGCAUUUUUAAUGCACAUUCAUGUUAUAGUUUCAAAAAAAAAACCCCCAGUAAAAUAAUUAGGUUUUUCUUAAAACAGUUGUGCCACUGAAGCUCCCCAAUCUAAAUGCAAACAAUACAAUUUCUAAAUCUUCUAUCUAAUAAGACACAAUUAGGGUUCUGCAAUGAUAUUUUUUAUUGUUUUUAAAAAAAAUAUUGUGAUAUUUCAUUUAAAAUUAACAAAUUUGAAAUAAUAUGAGUAGUAUGAUUAAAGUUAAGAUAGUUGUGUUAUCAGUUAUCACUAUAUUUUUUAAUAUUUAUUAUCUUUUUUUUUCUAUAAAAUUAAUAUUCAGCAAAACAAACCUUUUGAAUACUGCAUUUUCGUUAGAAUACUCUUUGACAAAUUUAUUCUGUUUUUAUAGUCUUAUAAAAAUACCUUUACAUAUUUUGUAUUUCCACUCCAUAGAUACUUUUUUGAAUAAUACUAAAAACAGUUUCUUUUUAUUGUUAUUAGUUCAAUUACAAUCUAAUUUGAAUCCAAAAUGUUUUCACACAUUACUCCUAGCUACGAGUAAAGAACCAAAUACAAUAACUUGAACAUUAUUUUAACUUUGUAUUUAUACUAAAAGUUGUAAUUACAUAUUUAAGAAAUUAUAAUUUAUAUUACGUUCAAUUAUGUAUAUACUCUGUUUAAUUAACCCACAUAUAAACAUAGAAUUAAAUAAUAUUAAUGAUGAUAUUGAUAUACAUCAUCUAAUAAAUAUUAGAUAUUAGAUAAUUAACUUAACAACAUGUGACAUAACAAAUUUAUCGUUGCUGGCCACUUCUGUAUAAUUUUUUUUAAAACUAAUUUUGUUUAUUUUACUAAUUAACAUACCUAUAUUAUUGGUUAUAUUAAAAUUUUAAUGAAAUUUUACUCAUCUUUAUAAAAACAAGAAGCCUAAGAAAAACCUCCAGUAUUAAGUCUUUAGGGUACCAAAAUUGGUUUUUCGGGGUUUGUAAUAUUAAAUAUUCAUUUAAUUUGAAAAUGUUGAUUUUAUAAGAAGUUCAGAAAUAUUCAAUUUCAUAAAUAAAUGUUUAAAAUGGUCAUAUUUAAAUAAAACACUGCUCAGAGUAAACAUUAUAUCUUGUCUAAACUAUGUAUGUAUAUAUACAUUUAUACAUGUAUGUAUAUGAUUGUAUACAACUUAUUGUAUUUAUUAUAUGUUUUAAUCAUUGAAUCUAAUAGUGCUGAUUGUAUAUCACUAAUUGAAUAAGUACAAUUUAAAAAUCAUUAUGGGAUCAAAAUAAUAUGUUUAGAAAAAAGAAUUUAAGAUUCUAAUUAUACUAGAAAUUCAUAAAAUCAACAUUUCUUAUAGGAUGUUAACUAAACGAGCUCAAGGUCGUAACAAGUUUGGUAGAAAAAAUUUUAAGCAACGCUACUUUAAAUUAACCACACGAGACUUAUCCUAUGCUAAACAAAAAGGUAAAUACAAUUUAAAAUUAUUUAAUGUUUAAUUAAUAUACUAAUAUUAUUCGUUUCUAUUGAUUAAGGUAAAGAAUCCCUUUGCACAAUAACACUUUCAGACAUAUUAGCUGUUGAACGACUCCAACAAGAAUCAUUUAACAAAAAUAAUAUGUUCCAAAUAAUUCAACCUGAGCGAAUUUUAUAUAUACAAGCCAAUAAUUGUGUAGAAGAAAAAGAGUGGGUUGACUUACUAACUAAAAUGUGUUUUUCAAAUAGCAAACGGCUUACCUUAUAUCAUCCAGCUGCUUUUAUUAAUGGCACUUGGCUUUGGUAAGUAAAUUAUACAUUGUUAAUUUGUUAUAAUACUAUAAUAUGUUUCCUUGUAAAAUAUUGAUUAAUGGAAAUUAAAAUUAAAUUGAAGGAAUUCACAUAAUAUGAACAGAAAAUGCUAAAACUAUGUCUGUAUUUGGAAAUAUAAUUUUUUUUUUUUUUAACUAUUCUAAUUAGUGUAAUGCAGUUCUCACUGUGACAAUUAUUUAAUGAUUGGUAUUUAUUUACUUUUAGUUGUAAAUCUAAUAUUGAAAGAACCACAGGCUGUCAAGAAGUAUCAACAUCUGUCGACCAUAUACAAACUAGUAGUGUUGAUGUCGAUAGAGAGCUUUCUAGAAUACAUGCUCUUUGUGUGGCUCAUAUUGACAGAUUUGAUAGUGUACUAAGUGAGUUUAUUAACUUACAAUUAUUUUUUAUAUAUUGAAAUAAAAUAAAUUAUAUGUUUUUACUUGGCUUCUUAAAUUUCAAAUAGUUUAUUAUUGCCUUCAAAUAAAAUUGUUUAGUUUAUAUUCUGCAGUUAAUACAAAUAUAAAUUAAUAAAUUAAACUAAAUAUUUGUGUCAAGAAGCUUAGUUCAUUCUUACCGUUAUAAUAGUUACCAAAAACAUUUAUUUGUAUUUAGUUUGCAUAGGUUUUUCUCUAUGCAAGUAUGUUCUGCUCUUAUUUAUGAUUUAAUAAUAUCUUAUAAUUAUUUAUAUUUACAGAAGCAUGUGAGUGCAAAGCUGUUUAUCCAGGUGACAGAUUAUGUCUCCCUAUACUAAUUGAAGAUCCAAAAACUACGUUUAUAACCUUAUCUACUUUACGAGAAAUAAUAUAUACACUAGAACAAGAGCAUCGGACAGUUUUGAGAACUAUUGCUAGAGAAACUAAAUAUGGCAGCAAGUAUGUAACAUGUAACCAAAAUGAUAAACCAUUUAUUAUAUUAUUUUUUUUUUUUUUUUUAGACAAGCACCAAUUGGAGAUGAUAAUUACUUGCUACUUGCUGGACGAAAAGACCUUAGUGCCCAUCAUCAGCAAAAAGUUUGGUAGCAUACAUUUAAAAGAUCCCGUUCAAUUUAAAAGGGAUUAAAUAUAAAAAAAAAUUGUGAAAAAUCUACAUGAUUUAUAUAAAAAUGUAAUUCAGUAAAUAAUUAAUAUUAUUAAUAUUUUAAACCUAUCCUUAUGUUUAAAAAAAAUGACAAUUCUCAAAUUUUACAAAGAAAAAUUAACCAAUAGAAUUAAUGUUAUGACAUUUAUAGUUUUAUACAUGCUUCUCCAUUAACAAAAACCAUUGUGCCAACAGUAAUUAACACCCUUGUGUUCAUAUAAUAGUAUUUAUAUUACUUAAGUAUGUGUAUAUAUAUUUUUUCUUUAUUAUUAUUUUUUCUUUGGCAGCUUAUAUUUUUUUACGAAUUAUCUUUCUCUAAAUCAUUUUAAACUUACCAAAUUAAUUGUUUAAGUGUUUUAUAUAGUUUAAAAAGCAAUUCAUUAAUGUAAAACUUGGUGAUUAUCAUAAUAUAUCUGUUAGGGGAUAUUGUAUGUAUGUAUGUGUGUAUAUGUAUGUAUGUAUAUAUACAUAUACACAUACAUAUCGACUUCACAUUCCCUUUGUUUUCUUCUGUACAAAAUUAUAUUAUAAUAUUAUUAAUGUAUAGUAUUUAUUAAUGAAAAUUAACAGGUUUUUCCCAUCUUUUUAUCUAUUGAGUCGAUUGUACAUUUUUCGAACACCAACAAUGUUGUGAUUGUUUAUUUUUAACCAGAGACACCAAAUUAUUGAAUUAAUGUUUAAGAUAAUAUUUUAAAUUUUGUUAAUAUUCUCUAAAAGAAAAAAAUGACUAAUAUAAUAUUAACUUUUAGAUGUGUUAAUGUUUGAAAUAUUCUUUUUUUUUUUAAGUCUUCCUAAUUUUAAAGAAUUUAUAAUUUUUAGUUACCCCAACAAAUCCAACUGAUUUCUUAUACGCAUUGCACAUACAUUAAUUAUGUAUGUAUGUAUUCUUUUUUUUACUAUAAUUUUUUUUUUUUACUUGAACAUAGAGCGUAUAACAAUUUGUUAUUAAUUUAAUGUUAAAUGUAUCAUUGAUUAAAGCAUUUAUUAUCAUUUUCAUAGUACAAAAUAUAAUUGUACAAAAUUUUGUCCUGAAGAAAGAACACUAUAUAUAUAUAUAUAUAUAUUAUAUAUAAUAGUUUAUUAUUAAUUAUGUAUACGUACAUUCAUGUCAUGUUAUACUUCCGCUUUUAGUUUUCGUG
This is a messenger RNA of Cinara cedri, 15388 nucleotides long. NCBI's taxonomy places the organism in Eukaryota, Metazoa, Arthropoda, Insecta, Hemiptera, Aphididae. The record is from the annotation of a GenBank genome assembly.